Molecule: messenger RNA, 1060 nt
Organism: Vespula vulgaris
Lineage: Eukaryota; Metazoa; Arthropoda; Insecta; Hymenoptera; Vespidae
Gene: sni
Product: C-factor
Exons: 5
Coding region: 278-904 (208 amino acids)
Source: RefSeq, a predicted model, not a curated record
UCUAGUUGAGAGAACGCGAAAUUAGAAGUGUGUUCCGUAAAAAAAAAAAAAAUAUUCGAAAGGUACUUCGUGUAUCAAAAUUAGCAUCGAAAAAAGUCAGAGAAUGAAAUCGAUUUUAAUAACCGGUAGUAAUCGUGGCCUGGGUCUUGGACUAGUGAAGCACCUCGUACAAUUACCCAAACCACCAGAAAAUAUUUUUGCAACUUGUCGAGACGUGAACAAAGCGACGGUAAGGUUGACUGUGACGUAGAGGAAUCGGCAAAAAUCGGAUGACGCAAUGACUGAACUGAAAGAACUUGCUGAGAAAUCAAGAAACGUUCAUAUCAUUGAAAUAGACUUAACUGACACAAGCAAUUAUAAAAAAAUAGUAAAUACCGUCAGAGAAAAAGUAGGAUCAGCAGGACUCAAUGUUCUUUUUAAUAAUGCUGGGAUUUCACAAAAAUUUACACGACUUGCUAUGGUUAAAGAGGAAAAUCUGACAAAUACUCUUUUUAUUAAUACAGUAGCUCCAAUUAUGUUGGCAAAGACGCUUCUACCAUUAUUAAAGAUUGCUGCUAAAAAUAAUGAGAUUGGAAAAGGUAUGAAUAUAAACAGAGCUGCUAUUAUCAAUAUGACUUCAAUCCUUGGCAGUAUUGCACAAAAUGAUCAAGGAGGUUUUUAUUCAUAUAGAUGUAGUAAGGCAGCUCUUAAUGCUGCAACAAAAUCUAUGAGUAUAGAUUUGAAAGAUGAAGGGAUAUUAGUCGUUUGUUUGCACCCUGGAUGGGUGCGUACCGAUAUGGGAGGAAAUAAUGCACCCUUGGACAUUGAUACCAGUGUUUCUAGCAUUUUAAAUGUUAUGGAAACACUUUCAGAAAAACAUACUGGUUCUUUUCUUCAAUACAAUGGUACAACUUUACCAUGGUAAUUUUUAACUAAAAAUAUAUUAAUGAUCAUAAUAUUUAAAUAUUGAACCAUUCGAUUUUGGAAAUAUAAGUUAACAUAAGUUAAAAAAUAAAAUACACUGUUAAAUUAUAUAUAUAAAUAUAUAAAUAUAAAUAAAUAUAAAUAUAUAUAUAUAUAU